Medioppia subpectinata is the source of this 2583-nucleotide messenger RNA. The record is from the annotation of a GenBank genome assembly. Lineage: Eukaryota; Metazoa; Arthropoda; Arachnida; Sarcoptiformes; Oppiidae.
AUGGCUAAGACAAUGGCCUCAAGACAUACACUUAACACACUUGAGGUCCGAUUGAAUGACAUUUGGAUCAGUUGUCAGAAAGAGAUGUUAGAAAUGAGAGACAAAAUGACACAAAUGUCUGAUUGUCUUCAGAAAUCGGAUCUAAUUAUCGAUGAAAUGACAAAAAUGAAUGAAACUCUUGUAAAUAUACUCGAAGAAAAUCGUCGCAACGGAUCUAAGAGUCCAAACCUUCAUAAACUAUAUACAGAGUUCACAGGUUUGGAGGAAUCGGUUGACCGACAAAAAGACAAUUUACGCGCUCUUAAGAAGUGUUUGAAUGCAAACAAUGGACACAAUGUUAUGGAUUUGAUCCACAGUUGGAGACGAGUCGUCGAAACACGGGAGGAAUGUAUUCAAACUGUGAACAAUGUAUUUGAAGUGAUCCCAAAACGUGAACCAAUUGAAGAGACAAUCGGUGAACAACACGACAAUAACGACAAUUCAAAUGAUGUUGUCUCUGGCGAUGACUAUCAACCGGUGGACGAAAACAUGGAGACAAUGGAUGACAGAAGUGAUGCCGUGAGUGAUAGUGGAAGUGAAUAUUCACAAGAGGUUAGCGUUAAGAAUGAAGACAGCGAUAGUGAUUAUGAAGCGAAACCAAAGCGAAAGUCUAAGACAUCUCCCAUUAAGAGGAGAUCCAAGUUCUUCGACGUUACCGCCGAAGAAAUGGAUCAAUUGAUACGUCCGGAACACAAGAGGACUGACUAUUAUCUGUGCGCUGAAAGCGGCUGUUUAUUCACUACAGCCGAUAGGUUUAGGUUUUAUAAUCACCUCAAAAGACACGCAACUCAUGCCUUGACUCCCGAAGGGAUGCAACGCUUAGAGCGUAUGGACGACGCGUUACUCCCGAUGACUGAUCACAAACUGAAGGCAUUUGUGUGCAAUUGGCCGAAGUGUAAGUAUCGGUCGCAGAACAAGACGUUGUUUCACCAACACUACUACCGACACCAAAACGGGACCCGACCUACAGUUUAUAGGGCUCGGGAAGUGGUUUCCGAUCAAAUGGACAAAGACUUCGAAACUAAUAGCCAAGUGGUGGCCGACGACUCACAGAUGGACGCAUUGAUACUCCCGGAGCACAUUCGGGGCGACAAAUACUUUUGCAAUGAGAUAAUGUGUGGCUUUAGUACCGAAGAUAAGGAGAGAUUCUAUAACCAUCUGCGAAGACAUCAGACGCCGGGAAUGACUCGCGACAACUUUCGACGUUUAGAGCGUAGAGACGACGCGACUAUGCCUUUGUUGGACCGCAAGACCAGAACCUAUACAUGCGAUCGACCCGAUUGUGGUCACACGUCUAAGAGUAAACCCAACUUCUUUAAGCACGUUCUCAGUCACAUCGAUCCGCUCGACCCGGAAGAGGCCAAAGAGCGUCAUCGGGAGCGCAAACGGGCGACCUCGAGGGCCUAUCGGAACCGCAAACGCGCCCGACUCGACCAAAUGAUGGCCGAAACGAUGCCUGAUUUGAUAAAACCCGAGCACUUAGUGGACGGACAGACAUACGUUUGCGACCAUAUAUUGUGCGCAUUCAAGACACCAAACAGAGAGCGCUUCUAUAGUCAUAUGAAACGACACGAAACGCCGGGUCUGUCGAAGAAGGCGUUUCGCCAAUUGGAGCGAAUGGACGACUUGACACUUCCGCUGUGGGACUCGACGGACAACAUCUACGUCUGCAAUCGUCAGGACUGUGGCUAUCGGUCGACAUUCAAGUCCGAGUUUUAUAAACACGUGACCAAACAUUCGGAUCCUAACUAUACUCCCGACUCCAAACCCGGCCCGAAGCCGCGCGAAUCCGCGAAUUUGAUUGACAAACAGAAGCGCUAUCUCGAGCUGAUUAACGAACGAAUCGGCAAAUACUUAGUGGACAACGAGUAUGUGUGCGAUCAGAAUGACUGCGACUAUAAGGCGGCCAAUAAGAAGAAGUUUUACAGCCAUUGGCUUCAACACAACCCGUCAUAUCGGGCGCGUAAACCGUUGGCCGAACAGUUUGACUUAUCGCUGGAGCGACCGUUUAUCUGCGAUUGGCCCGAAUGCGGGUUCGCUUUCAAACGGGUCAAUCACCUCUCGGCCCAUAAGGAUCGGCACAUGAAUAUCAAACGCUUGGAGUGCGGUUGGCCCGGAUGUGACUAUCGCAGCAACUCUGGCCAUCACGUGAGAGAGCACCGGCGCACUCACACCAAGGAGAAGCCCCGGGCGUGCACGUGGCCCGGCUGUGAGUACAGGGCCAAUAGCCAAUGGGGAAUGACCGCACAUAUGCGCAAACAUACCGGUGAAAAGCCAUACGAGUGUCCGUUCCCGGAGUGCGGUUUCCGGACGUCACAGAAUUGCAUUCUGACCACUCAUAAGCGCCGACACACCGGCGAAAAGCCAUACGUUUGCACUGAAAUAGGUUGUGGUAAACAGUUUUCAUCGGCUUCCGGACUCUUCAUUCACCGCAAGAGUUAUCACAAAUCUAUGAGUUCGCCGACAAAGAGGGGACGCAAACCGAAACAAUCGCCACAAAAAGCGGACGAUGUGUCCAAUGAUUGCAACACUUCUGACGAGUGA